UUUCUCUUUCUUUUAUAUUCAUGCUUUCUCCAUUUUCUGCCCACCAAAAACAAGCAUCCCAAACUGCUCUAUCAUCGUAGAAAGUGAUUUUCAUAGUCAUAGAUCAUUUUCUGCACAUUUCUGCAGGAUGAAGUUGAUCCUGCAAGCUUAUUAGACAUACCUAGGCUUUGCUAAGUUAAUGCUGUUAUGGCUUUUGAAAAUGGUUCCAAAAAGGAGCUUCAGAAAGUUGGUCUAAAAAUCUCCAAGAGCUUUCCUCUUACUAGGACUACUCUGGCAUCUAUGGAGUCUUUGUCCCUGCCAGUGGUUCAGGAAAUUGUUCUUUCUGCUGAUAUGCAAUGUGAGAAGUGCCAGAAGAGGGUUGCUGAUAUUAUUACUAAAAUGAAUGCAGAGACCGAGUCAGUGGUGGUGAAUGUGUUGGAAAAGAAGGUGGUACUUACUUUUAGAUUACCAACUAUUGGUAAAGUAAUCUCACAGCAAAUUACUCCUGUCCCUAAAGUUGCCAUUAUUAGACGGAUAUUUCGAUCUUCACGGAGUUAACAAUGACUUACAACGGAUCCACACGUGCAUAAGAUUCGGUAAACUGAUUAUCCAAUGUACAGCUGAAAGUGUAUUUGUAUUCAUUUGAAUUUGUUUUGUAAUUGCCUUCUGAAUUAGCCACUCCAAGUGUCCAAGUGAUUUUACGUCUGUUUAUUUUAAAGGAAAAUAGAAUUAAUUUUGACAAAAAAUAAGUUUGAGGAAUGUGUAACCAAAUUAAUCUUUUGAAAAGUAAGUGUAUUAAAAUGUGUGCGGUGAGACAAAUUGAUGCCAAGCAGGCAUGGGAUUAUGUAUUAAA
This is a messenger RNA of Glycine soja, 832 nucleotides long. RefSeq lists its product as uncharacterized. The transcript is spliced from 3 exons. Gene Ontology annotation, molecular function: metal ion binding. Bases 187 to 537 code for a protein of 116 amino acids. The record is from RefSeq and is a predicted model, not a curated record. NCBI's taxonomy places the organism in Eukaryota, Viridiplantae, Streptophyta, Magnoliopsida, Fabales, Fabaceae.